Messenger RNA from Acanthocheilonema viteae, 1128 nucleotides. NCBI's taxonomy places the organism in Eukaryota, Metazoa, Nematoda, Chromadorea, Rhabditida, Onchocercidae. The record is from the annotation of a GenBank genome assembly.
AUGAAAUAUCCACAGCCACUUACCAUUAAUUUUAGCCAAUGGUCGGCUGACGUUCAGUUGAACCUUCACCAUGACAACAUUACCGGUGUUAUUUUACACCAAUAUUUGAAUCAUAUAAUGAACCUGUUUCAUUAUAUAAUUCUGUUAACACUCAACAAUAAGCCAUGCACAAGUUUUCUGGACUUCCCGAGCGAUAACAUUCGUAGAUUACCAGCACUGAAUAUUAUCGGUGGUUAUCCAAGUUUUUUUGGAGCGAUUUACGUAUAUGAUGAGAAUAGCAAUCAAGUUCUGAACCAUUUUGACCCAAAGUUGAGCCGAUUUAUGCCGCUUUCAACAGUUUUACAUUCUGUUGAUAGAAGUAUUGAUUGUUCGAAUCUAACUUCUAUCAAUUCUGAAUGUGAAGUGAUAUGCCCAAAGAAUGAUCCAAACUGUACGAUGGAGCAGCAAGUUGGUGACGAUAGAGACUUAUUGAAGGCAGAAACUAUGUUUGAAAAGGGAAGUAUUAGGGGCUAUGUUUACGGCGAUGAAGUACGCACAAAUGGUCAACUAUCAAUCUUAAGACCAGACGCCAACGGACUUUGCAUACAUUUGUAUAAGCAACCAAUGAAGUACAAAGUAAAUUAUACAACUAGCUGUCGAUGGCAUUUCCGUAUAGAAAAGGAUUGUGAUGUCAAUGACCUGAUAAAAUUUUUUUCGAAUCAGAUGAAUAGUACCGAAAUAUGUGAUCAAACCGGAAAUCAUUGCAUCGUGCCAAUCUUUAGAAAUAGGAAUACUGUAUCAAGUGAUCAGAAGUGUGAUAAUUACUCUGUAAUGAGUAUUCGUUUAGCUACCCAACAAGGAUCGAUUCUGGGAAUGUUGGUCGAUUUUCUACCGUCUUUGAAUAAGUGUCGCGAAAGCUACUGUAUUUUGACGAUAAAAAUAUCGUUCCAUGAAGUUCCGCAACGAUUCCUGGACAAAAUGAAAACGUCAAGAUAUGAGAAUAGCGAAGGUCGCUUCCGUUGUCCAUCUGAAGUUACAUGUCCAGCAGAAUUAUUUUAUUUCUUGAAUACGUUUGGUCUUGGAGAAUUUUCAACGCAAUUUUUUGUGAUAAUACCUCUUCUUGCUUUAUUUUUGUUGCAUGUAUCAUAG